CGGGUGAAGGCAGAGGCCUGCCCUGGUGGCUCUGUGUGGAUCUGUGCCCGUUGUCCCUGAAGCUGAACAAAAUCAGGGUGGCCACUGCCGCGGGUGUGGAUGUGCCUGACAAGAUGAAGAGCCAAAUCCCAGUGGUGCUCCUGGCCUGUGGCUCCUUCAAUCCGAUCACCAACAUGCACCUGCGCUUGUUUGAGGUGGCCAGAGACCACCUACAUCAAACAGGAAUGUACCAGGUGAUCGGGGGUAUCAUCUCUCCUGUCAACGACAACUACAGGAAGCAAGACCUCGUGGCUGCCCACCACCGGGUGGCCAUGGCCCGGCUGGCCCUGCAGACGUCCGACUGGGUCCGGGUGGACCCCUGGGAGAGUGAGCAGGUGCAGUGGAUGGAGACAGUGAAGGUGCUGAGGCAUCAUCACAAUGAACUGCUCAGAUCUCUGCCCCAGACGGAAGGCCAGGACCACGGCAGGGCUCGCUCCGUGGCCCCCACAGAGAGAGACACAGCGAGAGAGGGAACACAAGCAAAGCACACUGUCCCCCAAAAUGCCCACGGAUAUCUGAUGUAUGUCACUACAUCGUGGUUAAGACGAAUCAGAUCGGCAGCCUUUAUUCAACACCUCAGACUUACGUACUUGGACAGUCAGUACCCAGUGUGA
This is a messenger RNA of Leptonychotes weddellii (Weddell seal), 653 nucleotides long. Lineage: Eukaryota; Metazoa; Chordata; Mammalia; Carnivora; Phocidae. The record is from RefSeq and is a predicted model, not a curated record.